Clarias gariepinus (North African catfish) is the source of this 1848-nucleotide messenger RNA. RefSeq names its product heparan sulfate glucosamine 3-O-sulfotransferase 3A1. Bases 421 to 1512 code for a protein of 363 amino acids. Gene Ontology annotation, molecular function: [heparan sulfate]-glucosamine 3-sulfotransferase activity. NCBI's taxonomy places the organism in Eukaryota, Metazoa, Chordata, Actinopteri, Siluriformes, Clariidae. The transcript has 2 exons. The record is from RefSeq and is a predicted model, not a curated record.
CCAAGGUCGCCGCGCUGCAGAGGCACAGGAAGCGCACAGGCAGUGCAGCUGGAAGUUUAAUGCCAAGUUGACAGGUCGUGUUGUCUGUACGACAUGUAAACUUUAAUGAUUAGUUAUUGUUUUUUUGGGGUAUGUGUGUGUUUCAUUUUAUAUGCCAAUGAUCAUUGAUUGGCAUCAUUAUGUGGGAUUUGGAGCAGAGUCAAACAGGCUGUUAGACACAGGUGGAUCAGGGUUAGUUAUUGGUUAUAAAAGUUGAUCAGAUAAAUAAACACAACUGUAUAAAAGCGAAGAGUUAUUAGCUGUUUAAUCAGACUUCAUCACUUUGGAGAUUACUUUUUUGAUGCAUUUUUUGGACCUCCAUCUCCGACAAUGUGCGUCUAGCAUGGCCACGGCGCGGACUAACGCGACGCGUGGCGUGAUAUGGCGUGUACGUUACCGGGGAACGCCACCGUGUCCGUCAGGAGCGUCCUGAGGACGUGUGCGGUCAUGCUGGUGUCCCUGCUCGCCUCCUUCUACCUGCUCCAGAGCCUGACGCAGCUCGGCGGCUCCGCGCUGCGCGCACAGGACGCGUCGGAAUCCGCGUCGCAGUCCGCGUCGGCGCUCGUCGAGGCGUCGGAGGCGCCGCUGCGCAGGAAGCGCGUGCUCCACAGAUGGGCCGCCGUCGACCCGGUCGCCAGGCAGCGCAGCGACGGACGGCAGGCGCUCGGCGGGAGGCUCCGGGCGCUCGGCGACGGGGAGAAGCGGCUGCCGCACGCGAUCAUCGUCGGCGUGAAGAAAGGCGGCACGCGCGCGCUGCUCGAGUUCCUCCGCGUGCACCCGGACGUCAGGGCGGCGGGAGCCGAGCCGCACUUUUUCGACCGUUUCUAUGACAACGGAUUGGAGUGGUACAGAGACCUGAUGCCCAAAACCUUGGACGGUCAGAUCACCAUGGAGAAGACUCCCAGCUACUUUGUCACCCGUGAAGCUCCAGCUCGGAUCCACUCCAUGUCGCGUUCCACCAAGCUCAUAGUGGUGGUGAGGGAUCCGGUCACACGAGCCAUCUCGGACUACACCCAGACGCUGUCCAAAAAGCCAGACAUUCCCUCAUUUGAGAGCUUGACUUUCAAAAAUAGGACUACAGGCCUUAUCGACACCUCAUGGAGCGCCAUCCAGAUCGGCAUCUACGCCAAGCACCUGGACAACUGGCUCCAGUUCUUCCCCAUGAGCCAGAUCCUGUUUGUGAGCGGCGAGCGGCUUAUCAGCGACCCUGCUGGAGAGCUCGGCCGUGUCCAGGACUUUCUGGGCCUCAAGAGGAUCAUCACAGACAAACACUUCUAUUUUAACCAGACCAAGGGCUUUCCAUGCCUGAAGAAGGCUGAAGGAAGCAGCAAGCCUCACUGCCUGGGCAAAACCAAAGGCCGAACACACCCCAAUAUCGACCCCGAGGUGGUGCAAAGGUUACGAGACUUCUACCGACCCUUUAAUAUGAAGUUCUACCAGAUGACUGGAAGGAUAUUUGGCUGGGAUGACUGACUUUGUGAAGUGUUUAAAAAGACCGUACACUAUGAUUGAUUGCAGUUCAGCUAGUACAAGAAGUGCCCCAAUAUUGAUAUGAGGUUUAGUUGACCCUAAUGCUCUGUUCACCCUUAAAAUGAUUUUAUUAUCAUUGGUAUAUGUAUAUUCCUGAAUUCCUUUUACACUUUUUAUCAAAUCAGAGGGACCAACGUAUUAAGCAAAGUAUUAAAGUAUAUAACACUUAGGGGUUUGGACCAGUUUUAUAAUGAAGAUAAAGUGUUAUUAAUAUUCCCUCCUGUGCACACAAACCUGCCUUUAAAAGAUUCCCUGAUGCACUGUUGGGGGAACGCUUCU